AUGGCCGCGCCCGUAGGCGCCCGAGUUUCAAAGGAGGAAUUCAUGCAAGCGCUUGGCCUUGAUGUUAAUAACCCUCAGCAUGACCCAUUAUAUCGCGCAAUGAGAGACGAAGCGAUCGCUGUUUAUAAUCAGAUGAAUUCGGAUAGUUCAAAUUUGCUGGAAAAUCUGAGGCACGACCCGGAAGCGAGGCCGCCAUACUUCUGGCACCACAUGCGACCAGAUAGACAAAGAUGGGGUAUCUUGGAGAUCUGGUACCGAGCAGGACCAGUGACUCGACCUUUGUUCGAUCGCGGCGCAACAAAUGGCGAAUACGGCCCUAAUUGGGUAACUGGCUGGCUGCUUUACAGCGUCUUUCGCUCAAGAGAUAUUCGUAACAAUCGCAAUCGAAAGAAAAAUGACGAAAACAGCCCUGGAAACAACUCUGGUAAUACACCACAUCCCCUCCCUUGUAAAUAA
Molecule: messenger RNA, 456 nt
Organism: Ophidiomyces ophidiicola
Lineage: Eukaryota; Fungi; Ascomycota; Eurotiomycetes; Onygenales; Onygenaceae
Exons: 2
Coding region: 1-456 (151 amino acids)
Source: RefSeq, a predicted model, not a curated record